UACAGGUAAUUUUCCAGCUGCUGAUUAUCGCUACCGGAAAUUACAACUUUUUCAACUUGCUGACUAUUGUCCUGUGUUUUUCCCUUCUCGACGACGACCAUUUACCUUUUUCUGGAGAACAAAAUCAUGAAGAAGCGACAGACAAGUCUCGUCAUGAAGUAACAGAGAGAUCUCAUCAUAUCCAGACUAUUGUCUGGUAUAUCAGGAGAUGCACAGUAUUUCUUGUCAUGUUUGUGUUGUUGUAUUGGACUAAACGUUUAUUCGCGAUGAAAAUUAACGGCAAGGAUGUCAUUUACACCAAAGUAGAUUUCUCUCAUCCACAAUUUAAUUAUGCCCUAAGUAAGAUUGUUCCCUUAUCUAUUUGGCUUGGCGCAAUAUCUCUUUCGUUUGAAAUAGUCCGUAGUUUAUUCAGGUCGUUACAGCAAGCUGGUUUAUCUGCAAAGAUUUACUCAUCUUUUCAAUGCUCGUUAGUAGCUGUUGCAGCCAUCUGGGUAUUCUCUAUCAGCUUGGUUCCGUAUUCAAAUCUUGAUAGAACCACACAACAGAAUAUUUGGCCUGUUGUAAGGAAAUGGCAUGACCAAGUUCAACAUUUGGAAAUCGCCAAUUCCUAUGGAUUAUUUAGAAGAAUGACAGGUGUUGGAGGAAGACCUGAGAUUGUAAUUGAGGGAAGUGAUUCUCUUGAUGGUCCAUGGAAGGAAUACAAUUUCCGAUACAAGCCAGGACUACUAACACAUUGUCCACCGUUUAUCGCUCCACAUCAACCACGACUGGACUGGCAAAUGUGGUUCGCAGCUCUUGGUUCAUAUCAACACAAUCCUUGGUUCGUACAUCUAGUUUACAAAUUACUUGAAGGUGACGCAGACGUUCUUCGUCUACUGGCCAAGGAACAACCAUUCAAGAAACCACCACGUUAUGUCCGAGCCCUGCUUUAUAAGUACUAUUACACCAAAGUGAACAAGAAUAUAGGUUCCAUUGGAGAUUUUGUUCGUAAUGUCAGAUCAAUCAAGUCUUGUUGGAGACGUGAAUUCACUUCUGAGUAUUUGCCUCCAGUGACGAAAUCAGAGCCUACGCUGGAACAAUUCUUAAGUCAUUAUCAACUUGGACCUAACCAUAAAGAUCGCGAGCUUUCAAGUGGACGUCUCCACCAUUUUAUUGUUUAUCUUCGUUCCAAAGUUCUCUUAGUGGAUCCUCUUAGAUUUUUGGCUUAUCUUUUCUUCACUGGCAUCAUUUUAAGUAUUCUGACUGAACAAAAAUACAAGAUAUCUUCUGCAGGGAAGUCGAAGGUGCACAUCGAUUAACAAUUGAAGAAUAAUCAAUGCAUGGAAAAUUUAUUGCUGACUAUUAUUGCUGCAGCUGUAUUUUUGACUGAAUACAAUACUUCAUGUGAACAUACUUUUUAUAUGAACGUUGGUGAUCUGUGGCGUAACUAGAACGAUUAUUCAUUGUUUAUUCAUAAAUGCAGUUCUGCCUGACGGAUUUCUUUUUAAGUGCAAUAGCUUACAAAAUCCGUCUGGCAGAAGUUCGUCAUCAAUAUCAUGCAAAACCCGAUGUCGCCCUAAGGCUAAUCGUAGUUCUACUUUUCCAUAUUUGGCUCGUUAACCUUAAUUUUUUUAAUGUCGUUCGUUUUUUGUUCGCGAGCCUUUGGGGUUGCAUCGCCUAUACGCCGACGACGCAAUUCGUCAUACAAGGCAUACUGAAUUUGACAAAGAAUGAUUGGUUUCGCAAAAAAUACUAUUCUCCUCCCUUAGCAUGUGGCUAACAUCACUUUCGCGAAAUGGAGCCUUGUGAUAUGAAGAAUUUUCAUGAAUUCUUGCAGUGAUUGAUUGGGGGGUGUAGGCUACAUUUGAAUAUAUGGAUAUACACCCCCCCCCUCCUCCCCCAAUGAAGUUGCUUAAAUAAACCAGCGAAAAUGGCAAAAUAAAAGCUG
Molecule: messenger RNA, 1927 nt
Organism: Dendronephthya gigantea
Lineage: Eukaryota; Metazoa; Cnidaria; Anthozoa; Malacalcyonacea; Nephtheidae
Product: lipase maturation factor 2-like
Exons: 11
Coding region: 228-1298 (356 amino acids)
Biological process (GO): protein maturation
Cellular component (GO): endoplasmic reticulum membrane
Source: RefSeq, a predicted model, not a curated record